Silurus meridionalis is the source of this 2527-nucleotide messenger RNA. RefSeq names its product Rh associated glycoprotein (gene rhag). Gene Ontology annotation, cellular component: plasma membrane. Gene Ontology annotation, biological process: ammonium transmembrane transport; ammonium homeostasis. The transcript has 10 exons. The record is from RefSeq and is a predicted model, not a curated record. NCBI's taxonomy places the organism in Eukaryota, Metazoa, Chordata, Actinopteri, Siluriformes, Siluridae. Bases 73 to 1380 code for a protein of 435 amino acids. Gene Ontology annotation, molecular function: ammonium channel activity.
CUGAGACCCCUCUCACAACACACACACUUCAGAUAGUGAGGAAGUGUGUAGCAGGAGAGAUAGGGUUGAAGCAUGCCAGCGUAUUCAACCAACAUGAGGCUGAAGUUUCCAAUUGUGGCCUUGCUGCUAGAGAUCAUCACCAUCUGCCUGUACGCCGUAUUUGUGACAUACGAUGUUGGACAUGGCCAUUCUUCAGCUCAUCAUGGCUCUAAAAAUGAAACUGAAUCAAACCCAGUGGCUCUCUACCCUAUGUUUCAGGAUGUUCAUGUGAUGAUCUUCAUCGGUUUUGGGUUCCUAAUGACCUUUCUGAAGAGAUACGGCUUCAGCAGUGUAGGCCUCAACCUGCUGCUUGCCGCCUUUGGCCUUCAAUGGGGUUUACUGCUGCAAAAUAUAUGGCACAUGGAAGAUGGAAAAAUCAGGGUUUCAAUCACAAGCAUGAUUAAUGCAGAUUUUAGCACAGCAACGGUGCUGAUCUCAUUUGGUGCAGUUCUGGGGAAAACAAGCCCAGUACAGCUACUCAUCAUGACCCUGCUGGAAAUCACCAUAUUCAGCCUUAAUGAACACGUUGUUGUUGAACUGUUGGAAGCAUCUGAUGUUGGCGCUUCCAUGACCAUCCACGCGUUUGGAGCUUACUUUGGUCUCGCUGUUGCUCGUAUGCUUUAUCGCCCAGGUCUUCGCAAUGGCCACGACAAUGAGGGAUCUGUUUAUCACUCUGAUCUAUUCGCAAUGAUUGGUACUGUGUAUCUGUGGAUGUUCUGGCCAAGUUUUAACUCUGCUAUUGCCGAAACUGUACCAGAGCAGCUUACUGCCAUCAUCAAUACUUAUUUUUCCCUGGCUGCCUGUGCACUCGCUGCCUAUGCUACAUCAAGCUUGGUGGAGAAGAAAGGCAAAUUGGACAUGGUUCACAUCCAGAAUGCAACUCUGGCCGGUGGUGUUGCCGUAGGAACGUGUGCUGAUAUGAACAUUGCACCAUUUGGAGCCAUGUUGAUCGGCGUCACUGCCGGAAUCAUCUCUACUCUCGGCUUCAAAUUCCUGACUCCCAUUCUUGCAUCAAACCUGGGAAUUCAGGAUACAUGUGGAGUUCAUAACCUCCAUGGCAUGCCUGGGAUUUUGGGUGGUCUGGCUGGGAUCAUAGCAGCAGCACUGGGCAGAAAAUCUGGCAUUAGUCCUGGUAUUCAAGCUGCUGCUUUAGCGUCAUCUCUUGGUUUCGCCCUUGUUGGUGGAGCCAUCACAGGUCUUUUAUUGAAACUGCCAUUUUGGGGACAGCCACCUGAUCAGAACUGCUUUGACGACUCUCUCUACUGGGAGGUACCUGAGGAAGAGGAACCCAGUGAAAGUCUUACUCACACCGAUCACUCUAAAAACAAGGCGGAGGCUUAAAACUCAGACUUUACGCUCAAAUCCAAAUUCUACAACCAGCUCAGGGAAACUAACCCAUGUGUACAAACUUGUUUUCAUGUACAAGGACAUUUUAUCAUACAUGAGAAUUAUGUGACUAGGAAAACCAUUUAAACGUCUCAAAAUGAUGAAAACACUGAUACCCAUUGGAGCUUAGUUACAUCAUGGUGAACUUUCUAUUUAACAUAUGAGAAUUGUUCUCAUGGAUUGGUGCCUGUUGUCUAUCGACAAAUUGGCAAGAGGUGUGUUUCCUAUGAAUACCAGAAUGUCCUUGUACAUGUCACCUUAUCAAAACCUAAUCACAGAUUCUGUGCCAAACCAUAGAUCUCUGGGAUUUGAGCUGGUCAUGAGUACAGAAGCUAAACAAAUGAGCAGCCACUGCUCAGCAAUUUAGACAUACACACAUCUGUCUUUUCAUUCUUUCACUGCACACUUCCAUUCAGCAAAUACAAGUCAUACUGUGAUGGAGCUGCAUUAACAAUAUGAAUAUGAUUAUGCAGUCAAAAAUGUUUUGAAAUGAUCAUGUUACAAAAUAUAUUCAUUACAGAUUUGAAAAAAACUUUCCUUAGCUACUUAAUAUUUCAUUACAUAUAUUGUGUUUUAUUAAUUUCCUAAGACUGAUAGCUUGUGCCUUUCUGAGCCCUGAUUGGUCUUUAUAAAAACAUUUGCAUGCUUUACAUUUAUUUCAUUGCUUUACUCUUUAUUCCUUCCCAUGUUUGACACAGUCAGUUCUGUUUCCUGCUCUGAUUUAUGUCAGUUUUAUAUCUUUAUCAGUGAUAAAAAAAUUAUAAAACUGAGUCAUGUGAAGUUAAAAGCAAGCAAGGAACAUGUAUGCCUGUCUGUUUAGAAUCAGAUAUCAUGACAUCCCAACAAUUUGAAUAAUAAUAAUUGUAACUCAGAUGUUUGGUCCUGAUUGUACAUGAAAUUUCACAGACAGGUGACUGACUUAUAUGAUUUAAACACUUUGUGUGUGUGUGUGUGUGUGUGUGUGUGUGUGUGUGUGUGUGUGUGUGUGUGUGUGUGUGUGUGUAUUUACUCACCCUUGUUAGGAUUUAGGUAGCAUCACAAAAUAUUAUUAAGGUUAAGAAUAUAACAAAUAUAUUUCAUUAAUAAAUGUUUUUAUACGGUG